Messenger RNA from Cryptomeria japonica (Japanese cedar), 1607 nucleotides. RefSeq names its product NEP1-interacting protein-like 2. The record is from RefSeq and is a predicted model, not a curated record. NCBI's taxonomy places the organism in Eukaryota, Viridiplantae, Streptophyta, Pinopsida, Cupressales, Cupressaceae. The coding region runs from base 364 to 1212 and encodes 282 amino acids. The transcript is spliced from 5 exons.
CGCAGUUUAUUAUUGAAAUGUACUUUCCCGCUGGAUUUGGUCACUGCAAGGAAAUUCCCAAAAUAACUCCUCCCAUUAACGCACAAAACAAGACCUUAUCUACGCACCGCCACGCGGCUCGAACUCUGGACCAUUUGGGGCUUUACAAAACAUCAUAUUUACUCUGUAUGAAUGAAACUCGUUAAAAAACAAACGCCCGUUGUAUCUCAACCUCCGUGCCCCCUGGUCUACCGUUCGAAUCUCCAUAGGGCCGUAGAUUUGGCCAAAUCCUUCAGUUGAUUUGUAGCUGAUCUUGAAUUGGAGGGCUGCGGGGCCUAAGGUCACAUGGUAACAGAGGAAUAGGAGCGAAGGAAGAAAAUUAGAAUGGAUGAAAGCUGGAUAUGCGAUGAGUGCACUGCUUGGAACGAUAAAGACCUUAGCGUGUGUAUUCGAUGUGGAAACCCUAGGCCGGCGGUUAUUGGAGUUCAGCCCUACGCCGCGGUCAUGCCCGCUAGAAGUUAUGGGGUUGUGAGGGGAGCCCCUCCUGUUUCUCCUCCACUUACUCAUCAUCAUAAUCAUAAUCAUAAUCAGGUUGAAGAGGGAGGAGGAUCGGGUUUCUGCUUUCCAGGUCUUGUCGCCGUUGCACUUUCUGGAGCUCUUACAGGCGUAUUUGCCUUAGCAGGAGCUUUUACUGGAGCUAUCACAGGUGCAUUAGCAGGCCGAGCCUCUGACAGUGGCCUUAUUCGUGGAGCUGGAUUAGGAGCUGUGGCGGGUGCUGUUCUAUCUGUUGAGGUGUUGGAAGCAUCUCGUGCUUAUUGGUAUUCAGAGCGGUCCAGAUCUAGGAGCUCAUCGUCAAUGGCAGAUUUCAUUGAAGAGCUCCUUAAUGGAAGGUUUGUACAAGAACAGGUUGGCCCAGCAACACUAACUGCAUACCAUUGGCAGGUUAGAAUUGCAGGGUCGAGCCAUGAAGAGAUUUAUGACAUAUUUGGAGAAGAUGGAAUGCAAGGGUUAUCUGGGGAUUCCCUAGAGAAACUUCCUCGACAUCUAAUCACCGAAGAAAAUAAAAAGGAUGUUAGUGGGGAGAACAUUUGUUGCACUAUAUGUUUGCAGGACCUUCAACAAGGAGAAACUGCUAGGAGCCUGCCUUUAUGCCAUCAUACAUUUCACAUGUCCUGUGUAGAUAAAUGGCUUAUGAGGCAUGGAUCCUGCCCUGUCUGUAGGCAAGAUAUUUAGCGGUGUAACUGGUAGAAAGUACAUACAUUGAUGUCCGUAAAACACUUUGUCAACUGCUUUUUUGUAUAUAUACAUAUAUGUUAUGUUUACACUCGAGAGUCUGUAGCCAUAGAAUAUAAGUUGAACAAAUCAACAUUCGAUAAAAAGCCCAUUCUUUCAUUAUUAGGGGGACUCACAUUUAGCGGAAGCAAAGCUGUAUUGCUAUUGAGGUUGUUAUAUGAGCUAGAGCAGGUACAAAAUUCUUUUUUUGGACUUUGUCUUUUCUAGAUUUUGCCUCAAAAUAUCUGUAUAUAUGGUACAACCUAGAAGGGAAAGGCGAGGCAUUACAAAAUAACAAAAUAGAUCUGUUUUUAAUGGGGAUAAAAUGUUACAUUUAUUGAUAGUUUCAUUCCUUG